AUGGAAAAUCUAAAGGACCGGAGGAGGGGCGAAGUGACUCCUUCAAUCUCUUCAGAAAGAGCAAUAAUGACUCCGAAAGUCCACUUGUUGUUCCUGCCUCUCCUCUUUACUGUUGCUACAGGGGAGGGACUCCAGGACAAGAAGGGUCCGUUUGAGAACACCGCUCUGGACGUCCCAGAGGCCACGCCCGUGCCCUAUCCCAUUCACCAGUUUGAGCUGAAACAUACAGUCACUGAAUUCCGUCUGAGUGGAGAAGGAAGCGAUGAUGUGAAGAUGUCAGUGGACGGGUGGCUCUUUCUGCAGCACCCUCUGAACUGGGCCAGAAACGAUCAUUACAUUAUUGGGGUAGAAGCUCUAGAUGGAAGCACUGUUGUAGAAGGCCCCAUUUAUGUGACCAUAAACGUGCUGGACAUCAACAACCACGCUCCAGUCUUCAACUCCAGUGAAUAUACAGCAGUGGUCCUGGAGAACAGCCCUGCAGGCGUCCCCUUCACUCGUGUCUUUGCUUCGGAUCUGGACGACCCGGCUUCUCCCAACGCUCGCCUCAAGUACAGUUUGGUAAACCAGAUCCCCAACAAGCACCACACCGCUAUGUUCCAGAUCAACGCUGACACCGGCGCCAUCUCCACCACACCAGAAGGAGCGCAGCUGCUGAAGGCCAGGGAGGGGAUCCAAUACAGCAGAGGGGAAGACCAGAGCCUCGAGGCCUUGAAGACUAAGUUUGACCACUUCUGCUCUCCGCUGCAGAACAUCCCGUAUGAGCAGAACCCUUUCUUCAGCUGCGUGGAGAGAGCAGAGAUCAGGAGGAGGACCAUCAACCCCCUGGAGGACCCAGACUACACACUGAUCGUGCGAGUGCAGGAUUUGGGGGGAGAGUCGGAGAAUGCGCUCACUGGAAGCGCCUACGUGAAUGUUAUUGUCAAACAAAACCUCUGGGUGAACCCCGGGCCUGUCACCAUCAAGGAGCACCUGAAGAAGUCCUAUCCACUCUCCAUUGCAAAGGUAGAAUCUAACGAUGCAAACGCACUCUACCGACUGGUGCAAAAAGAACGAAGUGCUCUGAAUUUCCCCUUCAGCAUCUCUGUGGACGGAGACAUCCAGCUGACACAGGAACUGGACCGAGAGGACAAAGAUGGGUACAUCCUGGUGGUUUUUGCUGAGGACCAGUACGGGAACCAGCUGGAUCCACCCAUGGAAAUCCCAGGUGAUCGUGGAGGACGUGAAGACAACGAGCCUCAGUGUGAACUCGAGGAGAACGUGUUUGAAAUACAGGAGGACGAACUCGUCGGUACAAAAACACAUAAUGAUAAUAGUUAUAAAGCAUAA
This is a messenger RNA of Knipowitschia caucasica, 1326 nucleotides long. The record is from the annotation of a GenBank genome assembly. Lineage: Eukaryota; Metazoa; Chordata; Actinopteri; Gobiiformes; Gobiidae.